GUUUGUGUCAGAUCAGUGUGUGUGAGAGGGUCAGCACAAUGACACAGUGGUGGAUUUUACUCGCCGUUGUUUACCUGCUCAGCCUGCAGGCAGCUGCUCAGCACCACAGGAAAGCUCUGUAUCCGGCUGCAUACAGGGUAAAGCGCGGGGCGUAUUCGCUCAUCAACCCCACAUUCCAGCACUCGCAGGAGGAUGCCGGUUUGCUUUUCGAGAUUCUUCUGUCCGGGAUGCAGAUCCGAGGCGACAACGACACCUUACUGAUCCCAGACGAGGAGCUGGCUUCUUUACGAAGAGUUAAAGCGUUGGAAAUCAUCUGCGAGGAUGUUCUGCCCAAGAAGCUCUCUGAGAUCCGCCGCCUGACGGCUGAGCUGGCCCGGCGGCGACGGCCUCUCGGCUGGCAGGACUUCGAGAGGACCGUGCUGACUCUGGUGUACACGUCGCAGACGCUGGCCCAGACCGCGGACCCGUACCAGAGGGGGUUGUGGACGGACUCUUUGAUGCAGCUGUUUCGGGCUGUUCAAAAAGACCUCCGACCCUCCUGAGGGAGAGUUUCAUAAAGWUCAAUACUUAGUUUUACAUCACAUCCUGAGAACGUACGUAAAAUACUAAAUUGGUUACAUCUAGCUWGAAAAACUCUAAAACACGUAAGUUUGUGUUUGUCUGUUGGAGCAAGAUAUCUCAUGAACCACYGGAUGUUUUUUAAAGAAACUCCACAAACAAAGUCAGGCUUCUUAUACUUGUUUUUUAUAUACUGAUUGUCCAAAAAUAUCACUUCAAGGCUGUCAAGUUGGAACUCCAAGGGGUUAUGCCUUUUUUUUUAGCUUUCCCACAUGACACUAAAUCAGWCUGCCAAGUAAAUGUUUUAUUUGCCUUUGGAUAAACCAGAGGUGUCAAACUCAAUUACACAAGAGGGCCAAAACUCGAAACUUGGUCGAAGUCAAAGGCCAGUUUCUGUCUGUAUUUAUUCAAAAUAAAAAGUUAAAUAACAAAUUAUUCUACAAAAACAAACUGCCUUUUACAAAUUCUAUUUUAUGUAGCGUUUAGAACAUACAAAACUGUCAGAUAAAGAAAAAGAUUAAAUUUAAAGUCACGUUAUAGGCAUUCAUUUAUGUUUCACUCUCUAUCAACAACUUUUUUAGUUAAUAUUUCUUAGAGAUGUAUUUAAUCUCAAUCCAGAAAAUCAGUCAUCAAAGAAAACCUUCAAUAAAAAUCAAAUGUUUCGACUUUAAAAUAAGGAGAAUACAGAAAAAGAUGAAGUCAAUUGUGUUGCGCUCAUAUUAAAAUAAAAUAAAAAUUACUGAAAAACUUGAACUUUCUUGGCUCGAACAUUGAGCACCUGUCACAAGAACAAUGCACUAAAUACAAAGAKAAAAAGAGAAAACYRUUUCACAUUUGAAGCAUUUUCUUUGGGGGCCGGUUAACAUGCUAACGAGGGCCAGAUUUGGCACACGGGCCUUAAGUUUGGKGUAAACCGUCAGGCUUUCUCAUGUGGUAAAACCCUGCUUGAAUGUUUAAUUUGUGUAAUCUGUGAGUUUUAAAAGUGUUUCCUUGRAAUCUGUAAGAUUUUUAUUCCGAUCUGCCUGAAACUUUGUUUUCUUGAUUUUAAUUGUAUUCGUUUUAUGCAGUUAUAACCACAUUUAUCCUGCCUUCAAACUAACGUCAGAUUUUCCUUUCUAACAACUUUUACAAUCCAUUUUGUUUAUGAGAAUGGGUGGAUUCUGGCGUGUGUCCAGACAGCUGUUUCAGAACUGAUAAUGUGUAAAAACACAAGUUUCUAACUGCAGCUGUUGGUCUGUGAAACAAUUUAAUUUCCACCAAGUAAAAAUCYAACUUUGACACCAUGUAGAUCGUUUAUGAUCCUGACAAAAGCAAAUAUGGCUGAUUAGGGUUUGGCAACUUUACUUUGAUCUCCUAAAGUUGGUUUCUUUUAAAAUGUUUGGUAAUUUUCCAGCAAAAGUGACACCGUUGCAGUUUUUAUUACAACGAUCUUUGCAGAUUCCAAACAUCAGGUUUUACUGA
Messenger RNA from Austrofundulus limnaeus, 2019 nucleotides. It is a transcript of the gene fam180a, whose product is annotated as family with sequence similarity 180 member A. The record is from RefSeq and is a predicted model, not a curated record. NCBI's taxonomy places the organism in Eukaryota, Metazoa, Chordata, Actinopteri, Cyprinodontiformes, Rivulidae. The coding region runs from base 39 to 542 and encodes 167 amino acids. The transcript has 3 exons.